AUGUCCCUGUCAAGUCUUGGGUGGAUCCUGCCAGGGUCUCAGGCUGAUCCCGAUGGGGUCCUGAUAAGGGCUAGGGUCCAGCAUUUCAUUCACAUAAUGGCAAUUGAUGAUGUCAUUUUUACAGUUCAUUAUGGGGUUAGGUUUAAUAGGCGGUAUAAGUGCACGUAUGUUGGUGGAAAAAUAGGGGUGUUUGAUGAACCAUAUGAUCUAGACUGUCUUUCAUUUAUUGAAAUUGAAACCAUAGUUAAGAGAUUUAGAUACCAACUAGGUGACUUGAUUUAUUACCUUCAGCCUGAUAAAGAAUUGGAUGAUGGGUUGGUGCUUCUAACAUGUGAUGAUGAUAUUGUUAGAAUGAGUGAGAUCUUUAUAGGACAUAAAGUUGUGGUGUUGUACACUGUGGCAUUUGGGCAUGGUAAUGAAGAAGUAUGUGCAAAUGAUGAGGAUGAACCUUGUGAUGAUGAUGAGAGAAGGAUGGCUGUUAUAAAUGACCUAUUUUGGAAGUCAUUGAUAAGCAGUGACGAUGAUGCAUGGGACGACAAGGCUGAACCUGGGGUCAGUACAUCCACUUUUGGGGAGGAGGAUGGUGAGGAUGAUGGUGAGGAUGGUGAGGAGGAUGAUGGUGCUAAGGGGGAUGGUGAGGACGAGGAUGCCGAUGAGGAGGAUGUUGAGGAAGAGGAUGGUGAUGCGGAGGUUGGUGAUUAUGGGGAUGGGGAUGGGGAUGGUGAUGAGGACAUGGAUGGUGAUUAUGGUGAUGGUGAUGAGCAUAGUGAAUCUACUGACAGGAAACCAAGGAACUUCUUAGAAGACCAUAAAAGCACUAGGAACACCCCCAAACAAACUCUCAAGUUCUAA
Corylus avellana is the source of this 852-nucleotide messenger RNA. The record is from RefSeq and is a predicted model, not a curated record. Lineage: Eukaryota; Viridiplantae; Streptophyta; Magnoliopsida; Fagales; Betulaceae.